Messenger RNA from Brassica oleracea var. oleracea, 537 nucleotides. RefSeq lists its product as uncharacterized. The transcript is spliced from 2 exons. NCBI's taxonomy places the organism in Eukaryota, Viridiplantae, Streptophyta, Magnoliopsida, Brassicales, Brassicaceae. The record is from RefSeq and is a predicted model, not a curated record. The coding region runs from base 86 to 352 and encodes 88 amino acids.
CCGGAACCGGGUCCGGGUCCAUUUGAGUUGUAGAGACAAAAAAAAAGAAAAUUUAGAAUUGAGUCGGAAGAGUUGUUGAUCGAGAAUGGAGAUGGAGAGAAAGACGAAGGAGAUGGAGGAGAAGUUGUGCCGGAGGUGCAAGGGAAGCUACAGAGACUCCUCGAACAACGCUUCAUCUUGCCGUUUUCAUCCUUCCUUCUUCGUUUGUCGUCGCCAUGAUGACCAGAAAAGGUACUAUGAAUUGGGACCAGAAGAUCCACCAUAUGCAGCCAAGUUCUACGAUUGCUGCGGUGCAGAGGAUCCUAAUGCACCUGGUUGUGUCACCAGCCCUCACAUUUCAUAUGACGACUGAACUCUUUCAUUAUGCCUGUGUUUUAAAUUUCUAUAAACAUCAUGUAAAUAAUCUCAUGUACCAUAGUGUUCACCUCGUGGAAUGAAAUAAUUGGCUUGUGACAUUGCGUGGUUACUGUCUUUGGACCACCUUCAGGGUUGUACACAGCCAGAGUGAAUUGUUUAGCUUGAAGCUUGCUUCGAUGA